AUGGCAACCAAGCAAGAAGUCUCUACCAGCAAGGCGCCCGCCCCGCUCCCGCAGUUCUCGCAGGCGAUCAAGCACAAUGGCAUGGUAUACUGCUCGGGCAACGUCGGCCUGAGCCCGGAGACCAGGAAGCUCGCCGAGGGCGGUGCGACGGCAGAGGCUCGGCAGGCAAUCGCGAACCUCAAGGCCAUCCUCGAGGAGGCCGGGAGUUCCCUGGCCAACAUUGUCAAGAUGAACAUCUUCAUCACGACCAUGGACGACUUUGGCGCCAUCAACAAGGCCUAUGACGAGUUCUUUGACAGCAUCAGCCCCAAGCCGUGCCGUACUUGUGUAGCUGUGUAUCAGCUACCUCUGGGAGCCAAGGUCGAGAUCGAGUGCACUGCGUUCAUGUAG
Messenger RNA from Thyridium curvatum, 390 nucleotides. RefSeq lists its product as uncharacterized. Gene Ontology annotation, molecular function: deaminase activity. The coding region runs from base 1 to 390 and encodes 129 amino acids. Gene Ontology annotation, cellular component: mitochondrion; cytosol. The transcript is spliced from 3 exons. The record is from RefSeq and is a predicted model, not a curated record. NCBI's taxonomy places the organism in Eukaryota, Fungi, Ascomycota, Sordariomycetes, Thyridiales, Thyridiaceae.